Emiliania huxleyi CCMP1516 is the source of this 708-nucleotide messenger RNA. RefSeq names its product Chromodomain helicase DNA binding protein. The annotation marks the transcript as partial. Gene Ontology annotation, cellular component: chromatin; nucleus. Gene Ontology annotation, biological process: chromatin remodeling. The record is from RefSeq and is a predicted model, not a curated record. Gene Ontology annotation, molecular function: ATP binding; ATP hydrolysis activity; histone binding. Lineage: Eukaryota; Haptophyta; Isochrysidales; Noelaerhabdaceae. The transcript is spliced from 2 exons.
CUCCGGCCGUACCAGCUCGAGGGGCUGAACUGGCUGCUCUUCUCGUGGUACGCGCGCCGCUCUGUGAUGCUCGCCGACGAGAUGGGGCUGGGCAAGACCAUCCAGUCCAUCUCCACGCUGCACCACCUGUGGACACACGAGCACGUACGCGGGCCGUUCCUCGUCGUCGCGCCGCUCUCGACGCUCGCGCACUGGAAGCGAGAGUUUGACGAGUGGACCGAGAUGAACGCAGUCGUCUACCACGGCACAGCCGAGGACGAGCACGAGCCCGCGCUGUACAAGUUCCACGCCCUGGUCACGUCGUACGAGGUGAUCAAGCAGGACCUCUCCUUGCUCAAGGCGGUGCCGUGGCGCUACAUGGUCAUCGACGAGGCGCACCGCCUCAAGAACCGCGACUCGGCCCUCGCCACGGACCUGCGCGCGCUGCGCGUGGAGCACAUGCACCUGCUCUCCGGCACGCCGCUGCAAAACAACACGACGGAGCUGUGGGCGCUGCUCACCUUCCUCGACCCCGACCUCUUCCCCUCGCUGCCCGCCUUUCUGGAGGAGUUUGGCACGCUCACCGACGCGGCGCAGGUCGAGCGGCUCAACACUCGCAUCCGGCCGUACCUGCUGCGCCGGCAGAAGAAUGACGUCGAGAAGUCGCUCACGCCGCUCGAGGAGACCAUCGUGUGGGUCGAGAUGACGCUCUUCCAGAAGCGGACCUAC